AGCUAUAAUGUCAAGUGAAAUUGUGUCCUCAAAUCCCACUAUUGAUGCUUAUGAAUAUCUUCAGAUUAUCAACAAUUCAAAUGGCACGAUCACACGUAACCCCAACAGAUAUCCAAACACCUUAGCUACACCUGAUCCAGACCACCCCACCCUAGUUCUCUCCAAAGAUAUCCACAUCAACCAAUCAAAAAACACUUGGGUUCGAAUAUUCAUACCCCGAAACACACCGGAUACUUUCUCAAACAAAAAACUACCCCUCCUAAUAUACUACCAUGCGGGAGGGUUCAUACAUUGUAGUGCAGCCUCAACAAUUUUUCACAAUUUUUGCACAAAAAUUGUGAUUGACCUCCACGUGGUCAUCGCAUCAGUCGAGUAUCGGCUCGCUCCGGAGCAUCGACUGCCAGCUGCAUAUGAUGAUGCUGUGGAAGCGUUGCACUGGAUCAAAACCACCCAUGAUAAGUGGUUGAAAGAGUAUGCUGAUUUCUCCAACUGUUACAUUAUGGGAAGUAGCUCAGGGGGUAAGAUAGCCUACCACGCAGGACUACGUGCAGCUGCAGAAGUGGACCAUUUUGAGCCGUUGAUGAUGAUCAAAGGGCUCAUAUUGCACCAACCAUUUUUUGGUGGGACCCAGAGAACUGGGUCAGAAUUGCGGUUGGUCAAUGACCCUAGGCUGCCCCAAAGUGUCCUUGAUCUGAUGUGGGACAUGUCCUUACCAAUCGGGGUUGACCGUGAUCACAAGUAUUGCAAUCCAACGGUGAUGGGUGGGUCAGAACUCUUGGACCAGAUCAAACGGCUGGGGUGGAAGGUUUUGGUAACUGGCUGUGAUGGGGACCCACUAAUUGAUCGUCAAAUUGAGCUGGUCAAAAUGUUGGAGGCAAAGGGUGUACAAGUAGUGGGUCAUUUUAGUGUAGGAGAUUAUCAUAUGGUGCAUGUCACUGAGCCCUCCAAGGCUGAGGCACUGCAUGCAGUGCUUAAAGGAUUCAUAUUUUCUUAGGUAGCUACUUAGAAAUGAUAGCUGGUGGUGUUCAUUUAUUAAUGAUUGCUUUCAGUUAAUACAAAAAUCAACAAAAUCUGGCUUAUAGCUCAUAACAAUAAGCAAAUUAAGCAAUUUGUAUGUU
Molecule: messenger RNA, 1118 nt
Organism: Quercus robur (English oak)
Lineage: Eukaryota; Viridiplantae; Streptophyta; Magnoliopsida; Fagales; Fagaceae
Product: carboxylesterase 1-like
Exons: 2
Coding region: 8-994 (328 amino acids)
Molecular function (GO): hydrolase activity
Source: RefSeq, a predicted model, not a curated record